Molecule: messenger RNA, 2526 nt
Organism: Dovyalis caffra
Lineage: Eukaryota; Viridiplantae; Streptophyta; Magnoliopsida; Malpighiales; Salicaceae
Source: the annotation of a GenBank genome assembly
AUGGCCACUAACAUCAUACAGAGUACUCCGACAAUGAACCAAGUGAUUCCUAGUGAACUUUGGGUCUCCUUGGAAUCUGAUGAUAGCACAAUCAUGAAGGUGGUCAGGGCAAGCCAUGCUCCUGAUGGUCGCAAAGUUGAUGUCAAGCCCAUGCUCCGUAUCAUCGACAACAUUUUGCUUUGUGCUGCCCCUGCCAUUGCAGAGGGAACAUAUGAAGAUAAGACUCUCUUGGACGAGGGCAAAAUCAGUCUGCCUGAUGCCGAUGCCAAGCUUAAAACUCUUGCUUCUAUCAUUAAAAAAGUCUCCUCUGAGCUCUUUUCCUACAACAACUUGUUCCUCUCAGGAACAUUCAAAGCGGACAGCAACAUCAAUCAGACCAUUAGUGCCUACGGAGUUAAGAUGGAUUGCAAGUGUACGUGCUCGGGUGGAAGAGAUGUGCAUGCAACGAUUAUGGUGUUACUUGACACCCUCUCAAGCUAUUCGUGGGAUGCCAAAGUAGUGCUAACCGUAGCUGCUUUUAUAGUGAAGUACGGUCCCGAAUUGUUUCUGUUCACUUCACCUAAUGCUAACAAUUCAGGACUUGCUCACUCUAUGACACUCCUCAAGAAACUUCGAGACAUCACUGAACAUACUAAGUUAUCCAAGCCUAAAAUCGAUGCAAUCAUUGGACUUUUCAAGGGCAUCAUGGGUGUAACCAAAUGCAUUGUAGAAUUGCAUGAUCUACCCCCUGAGUCCAUUGCAACUGACGAGACACCAAUGUCAAAUGCCAUGGCUUUUAUCCCCAAAGCUGCCUACUGGACAAUCCUUAGCGUUGUGGUCUGUGCUUCCUAUAUUCCUAGACUCAGCGGGUCUGAGGAAUCAACCACGGAAUUAUGGGAUCUACAAAGAUUGGCCUCUGCAGGCACCAAAAUACUCAUGACCCUAAAGCACCACAUCACUAUUUGCAAGGAGUACGUAGAUGAGAAAUGUAAAACAGCUUACUGGGAACUCGUUCAAAUUAUCAACUCAACUCACUCGGACAACCUGACGAUUCUCAGAACCUUGUUUUUUGUCAAGGGUGGUAAGCAAUAUCUCGUGGAUCGCACCGGCAAGCGAAUUUACGUUGAGGAUUUGCGGGAAAAGAACGUGUUGCUGCUCAUAUCUGGCCUUGAUCUCUCAAAAGAAGAGAUUGAUACUCUUGGUAAGCUGUACCAAGAGGCUCAAACAAAGGGAGAGGUUGAAUAUAAGGUAGUGUGGAUCCCAAUUGUGGAAAAGACAAUCUCUUGGGACCAAGAGAAACAGCAAAAAAUUGAGCAAUUACUAUCGUUGAUGCCCUGGUACGCUGUGCCUGAACCUUCGAAGAUCAGAGCAGAGGUCAUCAAGUAUAUAAAAAGACAAGGAAAGGUGCGGUCAUUGAAUGCCCUUGACAUGCUUCUUAUAUGGGGAAAUAAGGCUUUCUCUUCCAUCUAUAGUGAAAAAGAAGAAUCAAUUUGGGAGGCACGAAAGACUUGGACGCUUGAGCUACUUCUAGGCGGCCUUGAUAAUAAUUUCUCCCAAGUUCUUGACUGGACGAAACAAGGCACAACCGUAUGCUUAUACGGAGGAGAAGAUAUUGAGUGGAUCCGGGAGUUCACGAAAGCAACGAAGGAAGUUGUGAAGAACAUCAACUCAGCUGGCACCAGCUUUGAGUUAGUCUAUGUAGGAAAGAGCAAUGCCAUCAAGGAGGUGGGGAGCAUCAAUAGCAUCAUUGAUGCAGAGAAUCUUAGUCGCUAUUGGAUUGACCUAACAUCCGUUUGGUUCUUUUGGACCCGGUUGGAGAGCAUCCUCUACUUGAAAAUGCAGCAAGGCAAGAAUUUCAAAAAUGACCGUAUAAUGCAAGAGCUCACAACUUUGCUUAGCCACGAUGGCAGUGACAAAGGAUGGGCUCUCCUUUGUAAAGGGUCUUCUGAAAUGGCCUUGGCCAGGGGAGAUGUUGCUCUGAAGAGUAUGAAAGAGUUCAGCGAGUGGAAAGAUGCUGCCAUUCAGAACGGUUUUUUUCAGGCACUAAGCAGUUACUUCCAAAAAUCACAAAAAGUGCAACGUUGCCGCCGAGUUAUCCUUUCAGGGAACAGGUGGGAAAUCCCAAGCAAGAAGCUGAGUUCUGAAGGAUGUGAGUGUAGCAUGGAGAAGUGCUUUAUGUAUCGUUGCUACUUGUGUGUUCUUGUUCUUGGAUGCGAUUUGAUUAGGGAUGCUCUUCCAAGGUUCCAUGCUCUACCCCAAAGUUUCUGGACUGCCCAUGAUUUGUUCGAUGAAUUGUCUAAGCUGAACCUCCCCGUUUUCCUCUGUUGCUGGUGGCUUUUUGCUAGUUAUGAAGCAGGAGGUGAUGACAGUGUUGGUAAAUAUACUAAUUUGUUUAUUGAUUACAAAGGGCAGAUUUGUUAUUUAAGUAGAAAAGCUGGGCCAAUAGUCAAGGAGGGUGUCCGAAUAGCACCUCCUUGUAGUUUUAGUGUGUGUACUGUAUGUAUGCAAGUGGUAUGCAGUGAUAUUUUGCGACCGAAUGUAGAAUAG